AUGAUGGCUUCUUUUUGUCAAGUUAAUCCUUUGCAACAACUUGUAACGAAAAAUGAUGGUGAGAACUCUCAGUGGUUUAAUAUCCAGAAUAAAAACGGUUCUCAAUCGAUAUCUGCUUCAAGAGCCGUACAUGAUAAUAUCGAAAGGAAUUUUAUAAAUAAAAACGAUCAAGAGUAUUUAAUUGGAAAUAACAUAAAUGAUAAUCUCCCCGAAGCUGGGAGUAGAGGUUAUCGACUACAUAAUGAGAUUAAUACUAAUUCUUUUGUUGAAGAGUUUUCGAAGGUUCAGGUACAAGAUCACAUGGAGUUUAGUGACACCUAUAAAAAACUGUAUGACAAGUACGAAAAUUAUCAAAAGGAUUCUCAAUAUUCAUACAAUGCAUCACCUCUUCAUGGAUUCAAUGAAAGACAAAAUUUACACGGACAAGCAGAGUUAUUCAAUGGACAAACGUUUAAUCAAAGUUACAACAGAAAUGAAAUGGUCGAGAUAUCUGCUUUAGAAUCACAAUUCAAUGAACAAUUUGACAAGUUAGAAAAUGAACUACACUUAACUGAGGAAGAAGAUCAAGUUGAAAAGAGUAUUUUGGAAGAAGAAAUAACAUUUAGAAAUACAGCCUCUGAGUUAAUUAAUACAGUUUCAAAUUCAAUUAAUGAAAACAGUACUAUAAUGACUAAUGAAAUGUUAAGUUCUAAAAUCGCCAAUUCAAAAUUCUUCAACAUGAUGAAUAAUGUGAAUAAUGGUAAAAUGGCAUUAAAUGCAAACAAAUACGAAUUUAUAUCUAAGGAAACAGGGGAAACUGUAGGAAACAAGUAUAGCAUGGUUGCUGAUAAAGUAAACGAUCACCAAAACAAGUAA
Molecule: messenger RNA, 855 nt
Organism: Tetrapisispora phaffii CBS 4417
Lineage: Eukaryota; Fungi; Ascomycota; Saccharomycetes; Saccharomycetales; Saccharomycetaceae
Gene: PEX21
Product: Pex21p
Exons: 1
Coding region: 1-855 (284 amino acids)
Source: RefSeq, a predicted model, not a curated record